Molecule: messenger RNA, 3610 nt
Organism: Triplophysa dalaica
Lineage: Eukaryota; Metazoa; Chordata; Actinopteri; Cypriniformes; Nemacheilidae
Product: smoothelin-like protein 2
Exons: 9
Coding region: 504-2009 (501 amino acids)
Biological process (GO): actin cytoskeleton organization
Cellular component (GO): filamentous actin; microtubule organizing center
Molecular function (GO): protein binding
Source: RefSeq, a predicted model, not a curated record
CCUAUCAGCACCAGAGAUGCUUUCUACAAAUAGACAAGCCGUCUUACCUGCUUUAUCUCUACAUUCUCCAAGCAUCCCUCUAGCACCCCGGCUCCUCACCAGAAGCCUGUUUUCCCCCGCAGGAUAACCGGGGGAGUGCUCUGGGUUCGGGCUAAUACCGAGCUCGGAGCCCUCUCCCCGGACAAGGGCAGAGUACUCCGUGUCCGGAAGCAUCUACCGAGUUCGGAGCCCUCUCCCCGGACAGCACACCACAUACCCUGCAUUAUAAUUUUAUCUGCAUACUCGAACUCGUGUAACUAUACUUAGCUUGAAAAUGUAGAUGCAAUGGUUCUGACUGUGUCUUACCUCAACAGGUCUUUAUGGUAUAGUUCCCUUGGAUUUCUAUGGAUCUGGGACUGUAAACCAUUUUAAAGAGAGACAAACAACAGAGGCAGAUCUUAUUUUGCUGUUGGAUUCUCGGUUAGGGAGAAGAGAAGGUGUUAGUACCUGGGCUCAAGGCGGAGAUGGACGCAGGUCCUCUGGCAUCAGUGGCCGAGGGUUCUCCGGAAGGAGAGACGGUGUGUGCUGCUUUGGCCCGCUACGAAAACACAUUACGGGAUGCCGUGCGCGAGAUCCACAUGGACGUCAGCGCUUUCAAGCUGGGCAUCGAGCGGAGGUUGGAAGAGGCAAUUCAUAUGAGUGGACCUUUGGGUCGAGCCGUGGCCCAAUUGCAGCAAGAGAACCGGCAGCUCAGGGGCCAACUUGAGGCCCUCACUCGGCAGGUAGAGAUGCUGACUGGUUCGGUGUGUGAUAGAAGUCCCCUUCUUAGCGGAGAAUCACCUCCACCGCAGAUCAAUAGCAACACCGCAGGGCGCCAAUCUCCACCUUCUCUAAGCGGCACCGUGGCACCCAUUGCGACAGCCCUGACUGGCUCUGCGAGUGGAUCUGCCUCCAGCCCCAGCGCCACACGCUUCUCCAGCAGAGCCACCUUUGCAGUUACCAGCAAAACUAAUAGCAUUGAGAGGGACGAACCAAUUGACGUGGAUCCAGCACCCGCUACCCAAGGGUUGGAGAAUGGACAUUUGCCUUCAGCAGAGAACUCCACUGUGCCUUUAAGGGAAAACUCACCGGCCAAUGGUGUGUCACAAGAACACACAGCACCUGUACCUAUGGCAUUGCCACACUUGCCCAUCACAGCAACUACCAAAGUAGCUGAUUCUCCAGUUAUGAAGAGUCCAGAAUCCCCUGGUAGCCCGAUGCAAGCAAUGCCUUCGCCUAUAACAGAUUCAAUAACAAACAGUCAGCCGCUCACCAGUAAUAAGCAGCCACAACCUGAAUCAACUGUUCAUGCAGUAUCAUCUAUAAAAACAUGGGCUCCAACUCCUGCUAGGACUAUGGGUUCUCCAAGGCUUACUGAGAAUCCGUCUUCUGCUCCGGCAAAGUCAGUGACUUACUCUGGGCUGUACCCACACAAUACAGAAAGGAAUGUGGAUAUGGCCGGAGAUUUAGCCUUUGGUAGAGGUAUUGAACGCAGACGGGAGCUCUUUAGGUCACAAACUCUACCUCGAAACAUUGGAGCCCAAGCACGCAGGUCCAUUUUCGAGAGGCUGGAUUCUGAGAACAACAAUCGUCCCAAGCCUGUUGAUUCCAAGCCAAAGCUUAAACGAUCUCAGAGUUUUGGAGUGUCCAGUGCCAGCAGUAUCAAGCAGAUUCUUUUGGAGUGGUGCCGGUCCAAGACCAUUGGGUACCAGAAUAUUGACAUUCAGAACUUCUCAAGCAGUUGGAGCGACGGCAUGGCAUUCUGCGCUCUGGUCCACUCAUUCUUCCCCACAGAGUUUGACUACAAUGUGCUGUCCCCCGCUGAGCGCAAACAUAACUUCGAGUUGGCAUUCAGCACUGCAGAGAAGAAAGCUGGCUGUGAUAGACUCAUUGAAGUGGAGGACAUGAUGGUGAUGGGAAGAAAGCCAGACCCCAUGUGUGUUUUUACCUACGUCCAAUCUCUAUAUAACCACUUGCGCAAAUUUGAAUGAGGUCUCAGCCGAUUCAGUCCUGGCUGACAAUGCUGCACUGCCCACUGCUGGACAAAAUUGAACUCUGAGACAAUAACCAUAGUUUGGGGUUGCAAAAUGUCCAUAGGAAUCAAUGUUGUUAGUCUAGCAUCUAUGUUUGCUUUAUUUCAUCAACUAUUUAUAGAGUUGAGUUUGACUCACAUGAGGCUGUAUCUCUGCCAUUCUUCAAUCAAUCGACACUUGGUACGCAUCAUCGAGACCUGGUCCAUGCAAUAUUUUGGAACAGCUUUACCUAUGGGUCACAAGUUUUGAAAAGUUUCAUAACUUUUGAAAUGUUUAUCAGAAAAGCUUGAUCUCUGUGUUAACGGAUUCCUUGAGUCAUACAGAAUCUCAUGAUUAUGAUUUUACCUGGAGUAAAAAUUUUACCAUAUCGGCACAAAAUCUGUCAUACGUUUUUACAUAAACUUUUAUACAUUUUUCUGAAAUUAAUUUUCUCACAAGCUUUAUUUUCUCUGGUUUGAGCCGAUUCCAUUGAUGUCUGAUUUGUCAUUUCAGCAUUCUGUUCAUGUUAUUUUAAAACUUAUGAAAAACAGUUUUCUUGUUACACCUAUUACAAAUUUGGUCACAUUUUUCCAAACUUGGCUCAUAUUAUCUUUAGACUGAGCCACACAGAAAUUACUGAGUAUUUGUUUUAUAUUUGCUGCCAUAUUCAUGAAAUACCUCUCUAAAUUGACCGUGCUUUCACUUUCUUAUAAUAAAGUAAUCUGAUGGUAUAUAAUGUGGUGAAUUAAUACACAGAAUCUUCAUUAUUAGUUUAUUCUCACUUUAGGUAUUUGUUUUAAAUGUAUUUCGGUCAUUUUUUCUCUGUGCUGCCAUUGCAGCACCUUCAAUGAUUGGCCCAUAACGCUGCUUGCAGCUCCGACAAGUCUCUGCAGCAGCCUGGGUAAAGCAUGUCAACUGAGUGGAACAAUUUGCUAAACCGCAAGACUUGAGUCUUUGAGUGUCUGGGUUUGAAUCCUGUGUAGUGUCACGUUUAUAUAUUAUAAAGUCAAUAUUCUGAUUUCAUUUUCACCUAUUCUUCUAAACCUCUUUUUUCAAGUUGGCUAAAGUUACUAUUUCUGCUGUUGUGGCUCUGUGCAGCAGUAUUGUUUUUUGGAUAUUUAAAUGCAAAAAUCUUACAAAUUGUGCCUUUAAUGGCAACUUAAAAAAACAUAUAUUUUUAUGUUUAAUUAUAUAAAGGUCUACACUUAUUGUGAAUGUGGGCACAAAAUCUCAAGUUAGUUAAUAUUAACCCUAGGGCCAAAAUAUGAAUUAGCCUAUGUAAAAAUAAUUUGUGAAAUCUGUAGCACAUGAGAGUGUUACAGAACUACAGAACAACCUGAUUCGUCACUGUAAGAAUAUGUGAAAGACUGAAUUUUAUCGAAUCACUAUUUUAGAUAAAAUACUAAUAAUUAGCAUCUGCCAAAAGCUACGCAAAUUAUUUUGUAUGUGCUCUGCUUCCACCUUCCAAUGUUAACAGCUCCGGUCCGUAUCCAGCCCCCCACAUGCGGUGUCACAUUUACCAACAACAAUGAAAGACGACGACAACACUUUUAAGGCCUUCAGAGGAUACAGCUUUAAAA